GGUGUCCACCGAGUGUCUGAGACGCACACAGAGAGAGAUCAGAUGCCAGGGGAUGCGUCUGCCUCCAACUCUUUUAGUUGCACUGCAUUUGCCUUCGCGUUAUUGUUUCCAAAUCUGCGGGGUUGAUGUGUUUCAACGCACAUUGUAGAUCUAAAACCAGUCAUUUCUUCACUUUUAUAUUCCACUACACCGGAUGUCGGCAUAGGCGCGCGCUUGCAAGUAUAAUCAUUUUAGAACUAGCGACAUGGACACCGUCCUUCACUUUAUGAACGACUCUGCAGAGUUUUAUAAAUGGAGCCUUACCAUAGCAGAUAAGCGUGUGGAGAAAUGGCUGCUGAUGUCAUCCCCGCUCCCGACCCUCGGGAUCAGCGCUCUCUAUCUGCUCUUCCUCUGGCUCGGGCCGCUUUACAUGCGGAACCGGGAGUCCUUUCAGCUGAGAAAAACCCUCAUUGUGUACAAUUUCAGCAUGGUGCUGCUUAACGUCUACAUCUUUAAAGAGCUGCUCCUGGGAUCCAUAGCGGCCGGAUACAGCUACCUCUGCCAACCUGUCAACUAUUCCAAUGAUGUUAAUGAAGUCAGGAUAGCGUCGGCCCUGUGGUGGUACUACAUCUCUAAGGGGGUGGAGUUUCUGGACACAGUGUUCUUUAUCAUGAGGAAGAAGUUUAAUCAGGUCAGCUUCCUUCACGUCUAUCAUCACUGCACCAUGUUCGUCUUGUGGUGGAUCGGCAUCAAGUGGGUUCCUGGUGGCCAAUCGUUUUUUGGCGCUACAAUAAACUCAGGCAUUCAUGUGCUGAUGUACGGUUACUACGGCCUGGCGGCGUUCGGCCCGAAGAUCCAGAAGUACCUGUGGUGGAAAAAAUACCUCACCAUCAUUCAGAUGAUCCAGUUUCACGUCACCAUCGGCCACGCGGCUCAUUCGCUCUACACGGGCUGCCCGUUCCCGGCUUGGAUGCAGUGGGCUCUGAUUGGCUACGCCGUCACUUUCAUCAUCCUGUUUGCCAAUUUCUACUACCAGACCUAUCGGCGCCAACCGCGCCUCAAAUCAGCUAAAUCUGCAGUCAACGGCGUCUCCACGGCAACCAACGGGACCUGCAAAGCACCCGGGGUCACAGAAAACGGAAAGAAACCCAAGAACGGAAGAGCAAAGAGCGAAUAAAAGAAAGGAUGAAUAGCGAGAUAAAUACUUGCGAAGUGAAACGUUGGGUUCAACAUGCCCAUCUCAAGAACUACAGAUGGUUUUUGGUCGAGUCAGAUUUUGUUUAUUGGAUUGUAUGAGCAUGUCAACAAUGAGAUGUUUCAAACUAGAGACAUUUGUAAGAUUCUCUAAGCGGCAGGGGAAUAUAUUCAGUUCGCAUUGCAUUUGUUUUAUCACAUAACUGCUUUUUCACAUACUGUAUGCAGAAGCGUAGCCCACUUUACUCUCUUAUUAGUAGGGAUAUUUUUUCUGGUACUCGACCAUACCGACGCCUGUACCUUUUCACAACACAGUGAGACUAAUAGAAAUAGAAAAGCUUCAUAAUUACAAACAAGUCCACCUUAAAUACAUUGUGAAAAACUAAAUCUUUUUUUGUGCUUUUCACAAACUUGCAAAGCAAAUUUCACAACAAAUUUCAGUCUGUUCUGUCAGUUAUGUCUCAUGAUGUAUCGGUGCAUUUUUACGAGUACAAGUACGAGUACAUGAGCUUAGUAUCGGGCUGAUACCGAUAUCACUGCAUCCCUACUUAUUAGUCUUGUUCAAUAUGCAGUUGUGGAAGGAUUGUUCUUUCUUGCCAACUUUCUUGACUUUCCUGAAUCAGCCGAGCCUCUUAACAUCAAACAUUAACAUUUUCUCAGCCAUCAGCUGUGUAUUGUCUAUAUGAAUACGCAUGAAUUCAACCAGGACUGUAACCAUGAAAUAAAACGAUGUCAAACCCCCUCCUCUGGUUUUCUCCACUC
Messenger RNA from Triplophysa rosa, 1935 nucleotides. It is a transcript of the gene elovl4b, whose product is annotated as ELOVL fatty acid elongase 4b. Gene Ontology annotation, cellular component: endoplasmic reticulum; endoplasmic reticulum membrane. Gene Ontology annotation, biological process: fatty acid elongation, polyunsaturated fatty acid; fatty acid elongation, saturated fatty acid; very long-chain fatty acid biosynthetic process. Gene Ontology annotation, molecular function: fatty acid elongase activity. The transcript has 7 exons. Bases 245 to 1156 code for a protein of 303 amino acids. The record is from RefSeq and is a predicted model, not a curated record. NCBI's taxonomy places the organism in Eukaryota, Metazoa, Chordata, Actinopteri, Cypriniformes, Nemacheilidae.